ACCCCAAUAUUUCGCAGGUCUUCGACCGUUUCGAACCCGCAAGACGCCAGCUUUGCCAGCCAGCUGCUGCUUAAUGGAAGAGAAGAAAUGGGGCGCUGCAUCUUCUGCCCCACUGCCUGGUCAGAGCCGGAAAAGUUUAUAGAAACAGCUGGCUUUCUUUCUUGUUGUUUAUCUAAUUGACGCACACCCAGCAUGAUAAGGUCAAAGGUCGAGUGUGCCGCUUCUAAUAAAGGUACACCUUACUUUCCUUUCAGCGCAGGAACUGCUCACUUCUGUCUGGUCGUCUCGUCCACCUAUGGCCCAAGGUGGAUUGAAAAAGUCCGGUGGUAAGUUUGUGCCUACUAAGCCAAAGUCCUCACGGAAAAGCAAGCCCUUGGCCCCCAAGAAAAGAGGUCAGCGUAUUGCACCGAAAAAGCCUAAAAGCGUUGAAGUUGCUAAACUGAAGAAGCAACUGCAGAAGAGCAUCAACAAGUCUAUUGAGGAGGAGAUCACACACAGAGCUAAACAGGGAGGCACCGAGUUCAGAGUGCUCCAUAACUCCUCCUCCUCUUCUUCCUCGUCCUCAGCUGCGAAGAAAGACUCUCAAACCAACAGCAAAGAGCAAUAGACUGUGAAUAAAAUCACCUUUCUCCCUCGCCCUCUUGUGCUACUGUGUUGUGUAAAAAGUGGUGAUCUCAUUGUGUGGUUAAUAACACUCAUUUUUGCCUCUCCUUCCUCUUCUUCCUUGCUCUUCUUCCUCUUCUUCAACUGCAAAGAAAGUCCCUCAAACCAACAGCAAGCGGCAAUAGUUUGUAAACAAAUCAACUUCACCUUUUCCCCUCUACUGUGUGUUAUAAAGUGGUAGUCUCGCUGAGUGCUGAUUUUGGGAUGUCCCUGGGAUUACUGGAUGAUUACGGGUCUGAUUCUGGCUCAGAGGAGCCAGCAGACAGCCCUCCUGACGGAACAGGGGAGGGGGAGGCCGACAGAAGCAAGGACAAACUGAAACUAAAUGUUCAACCAUCAAACCCAACUGAUGCCACCAUUGAAACUUGCGAGCAUGUUUCUAAUACUGGUAGGGAAAAGGAGGUGGUGGAUGACGAGGGGAUAGGAAAUGCGGAUUCUCCUCAUCCGACUUUGUUUGGUCUGAGUGGUGAAGGAGACACUCUGGACACAGAUACAAGUUACUCUGAUACAUCUGGAGAAGAUGAAGAAGAAGAAGAAGAAGGUGGCAAUGGUGGUGAGAUUGCUCGAGAACUGAGUCCUCUACCCCUGCCGGUGUUGGACGGCUCCGACAAGCUUGCCUCGUCCGUCUUCUCUAAUCCGUACAGAGAGGCCGAGGAGGCAAAGUUGGCGGUGCUAACACAGCACGUCGGUCUCAGUGAACCACCGCCGAGAAAGGAGGGGCGGAAGAGGUCGAGGGGACGCGGGAAAGGAGGCAGGCAAAGAGACAGACCCAGAUUGGAGCCGGGUCAAGGUGGUGGAGAUAGCAACUGGACGGACGGUGACUCACCAGUUGGUAUGGGUGGUGGAAGAGGAGGCAGAAAACACAGGAGUGGUGUGACCGAGAGUCUUCAGCCACCCAGGAAAUUCAUGAAAACUCACACAAAGAUUCGGCACAAGGAACAGCCGUGGACAGCUCAGUGAUGGUUUUUAUUACGUCAUGUUAAUUAUACCAUUGUGAGUAGUGGAUUGUAAUCACUAUAGCUCUAUUAAUUUUGGCCUCUGAGGAAUUGGUGUGCAAUGCAAUAUGUCAUGCAUGAAAAUAAUAUAGGAUAAAUUAUUAA
This is a messenger RNA of Geodia barretti, 1763 nucleotides long. NCBI's taxonomy places the organism in Eukaryota, Metazoa, Porifera, Demospongiae, Tetractinellida, Geodiidae. The record is from the annotation of a GenBank genome assembly.